Ochotona curzoniae (black-lipped pika) is the source of this 1795-nucleotide messenger RNA. Its product is annotated as disintegrin and metalloproteinase domain-containing protein 5-like. Gene Ontology annotation, cellular component: plasma membrane. The transcript is spliced from 15 exons. The record is from RefSeq and is a predicted model, not a curated record. Bases 34 to 1719 code for a protein of 561 amino acids. Gene Ontology annotation, molecular function: metalloendopeptidase activity. Gene Ontology annotation, biological process: cell adhesion; binding of sperm to zona pellucida; proteolysis. Lineage: Eukaryota; Metazoa; Chordata; Mammalia; Lagomorpha; Ochotonidae.
UACGUUGUUGUGGAUAAAAAUCUGUUUGUUUACAUGGGCUCUGACACAAAGAUCGUAACACAGAAGGUUCUUCAGAUAAUUGGCCUUGCCAACACUAUUUUUGCUCCGCUCAAGUUGACUCUUGUAAUAUCAUCAAUUGAAAUCUGGUCAAAUAAGAAUAAAAUUCCUACGGUAGAGCAACCUCAUCUUACUUUAUUUCGAUUUUUAGAGUGGAGAAAGGACUAUCUUAAAUAUCAGUCACAUCAUUUUGCAUUUUUAUUUGCACUUGGGAAACAGCAUGCCCUUCUAGGAGCCUCGCUUCCAGGGAAAAUAUGUGACAAGGAAUUUGCGGCAGGAGUUGCUCUGUAUCCAAAGAGGUUUUCCCUGGAAUCGUAUACUAUCAUUAUCGUGCAGUUGCUUGGAAUUAGUUUGGGAUUAAAUUAUGACAGUGAUGACAGCUGCUACUGCUCAGGAGAUGUUUGCGCAAUGAUGCCAAAAGCAAUAUUUUCAAGGGGUAUUAAGGAUUUUAGCACCUGCAGUUUGGAUGACUUUAAAUCUAUCACUUCACACUCUGACGCUCAAUGCCUCUCGAACAGUAAUUACAGUCCUUUUGAAAAGCCAUUUUACAAACAACAAAACCCACAGAGAGUGUGUGGCAAUAAUAUAAUUGAACAAGGGGAACAAUGUGACUGUGGCACUGCAGCGAACUGUACACAUAAAGAUUGCUGCGAUCCAAGAACUUGUACAAAGAUAAGUGGCAAAGACUGUGGCUCUGGAGAAUGCUGUACAAAAGGUUGCAAGGUAAAACCACGGGGUGUGUUGUGCAGGGAUGUCAAAGAUAAGCAGUGUGACUUCCCGGAGUAUUGCAACGGGGAGAGCCAUAUCUGUCCACGGGACACUUACACGCGCAAUGGGGAGCACUGCGAGGACGGUGACGCUUUCUGCUAUGAGGGGCUAUGCAACACUGCCACAAAACAGUGUAAAAAGUUAAUUGGAGGCGAUACUAGAGGUGCUCCAUUUCCGUGUUAUGAUGAAGUAAAUGCCAGAGGAGACAGAUUUGGAAACUGUGGCAGAGAUCCUUGUAAUUAUCCAGAUUUGCUAUGUGGCAAACUAGUUUGUAUAUGGCCACACAAGUCAUUUGUAUUACGUACAAAUUUAUCUGUAAUUUACACACAUCUAUAUGACGAAAUGUGUGUAUCAACAUAUAAACCAGCUGCCAGACCACAAGAUCAACCUACUCUCACAACAUACAACACAGCACAGGACAGAGAUGAAACAUUUGUGUCUGACGGCACCAUCUGCGGUCCUAAUAUGAUAUGUAUCAACUUUGCUUGUAGAGUAGUCAAUUCACUGCACAAUACAAAACUUUGUGAAAUGUCGGACCAUUGUGGUGGUAACGGGAUUUGCAACAAUUUUAAUCACUGCCAUUGUAAGAAAGGAUUUGCUCCUCCUAACUGUACAGCAAAACCAGGAGAGUUUGGCAGUGUUGAUGACGGUCAUUUCCAGGCAGGCGGGAGAAGUGAUAUUGUUGGAAGGCAUGCUGUUUUUAAAAAAAAACAGUUGCAUCUCAUUUUAUAUAUUUCCCUGCCUGUGUUUAUAAUUGUUGGAGCUGUCUUACUGAAACAGAAUAAAAUAAAAGAGAUAUGGUACAGAGGAGAUACUGAAAGUGACGGAAGUGACAGGUCAAAAACAGAAGAAAGCGGCUCCUCCAUUUCACACGACAAUCUCUCACCACCUUGAAUGUUAAUCCGAGGAGCAGAUGCUUACCAGUGCAGCAUCAGAAAUGACCUAAAUCAAGAAAAAAAAAAAAGUUUAA